Kwoniella botswanensis is the source of this 1053-nucleotide messenger RNA. RefSeq lists its product as uncharacterized. The coding region runs from base 1 to 1053 and encodes 350 amino acids. Gene Ontology annotation, molecular function: protein binding. Lineage: Eukaryota; Fungi; Basidiomycota; Tremellomycetes; Tremellales; Cryptococcaceae. Gene Ontology annotation, biological process: protein insertion into ER membrane. The transcript has 6 exons. Gene Ontology annotation, cellular component: cytosol. The record is from RefSeq and is a predicted model, not a curated record.
AUGCCUCCCAGACCUAUCAAAACACCUACGUUAGACUCCCUACUCCCUCCCAUUCUCGCCCUGUUGCCCAACGCCUAUUCAGCCCAUCAGAAAUGUCUGACCACAACUGCCCGACUGGUCCAUUCCAACCACCAUCAGUUGGCAGUCGAGAUCCUCUUCGCGACCAGUAAAGAGUUGUUGAAGAUUAACGAAGGGUCUAGUGGAGUCGAGCUGGGAGUAAGGAUGAUACAGGUUAUGAGUGAGGCUGAGAUCAGAGUUGACGAUAAGUCUAGAGCAUCAAUCACACAACUGCUCGCUUUGACACCCCCAACCGGACCAUGGAGAAAGAAGUUAGCAGACGCAGCUAUCAAAUGGUCUCAGCAAUUCGGAGAAUGUCCAACAGGUGAUCCGAACUUGCAUCAUUAUAUCGGUGAGAUGUACUAUAAGGAUCGAGCUUUCCCACUUGCCGAACAACAUCUCCUUUCUUCUGGUAAACGAGACUCGGCUUUAACUUUGGCUCAGAUGAUGUACGAGUGGUGUGAUCACGGUAGACUCGAUCCUGGACCUUAUGCCGUCCGAGGGACAUUACCAUUCCUCGCUCAAUCACCUCCUUCGAUCCUCCCAGCACUCACCUUCCUCACCCAAUUCCUCUCCUUAUUAUCCUCAUCUAUCUCGGCGUACCACAAGAACUUCAUCACCGCCAUCCCAUCUCAAACGUCUUUCUCGCUCAACGAAGUCCACCUGACCACAUCGCCGACGUUGAACUUUUUGCAAUUGGCUUUGAUAACUGUACAACGCGCGCCUGCACCUGGAGUCAGCGGCGUGGCAGCUAGAGGUAUGGAUGGUGGGAUUGCAAAAGAGUGGGAAGGGCUCUGUAGGAGGUAUUCUAGGAAUAGUGGAGUGAAUGGUGUGUUGGCACAGAAGGAGGUACAAGAGACCCUCAUGCAAAUCUCGACCGAAGUAUUCCACAUCCCUCCACCAAGAGGCGCAGGCGGUAAUGACCUCUUGCAGAACCUCAUGGGCUCGCUAUUCGGUGGAGGAGGUGGUGGAGCAGGGGCCAUCGGUGCGCGAUAA